CAAUUCUUUUUCAGAUUUCAUCCUGAAAAGCAAGAUCAAACUAGAUAUAGCGAAAAUAAUCAAAAAUGGAUUCUUCGUUAAGAGGUGGUAAAGGAAUUGAUAGAUUUCAGAGGAAGGUUCUAGAAAGCUCCUUCACCAGUUCCUUUACAUUAAACACCAGUCUAGGCAUUUUUAAUACAAGCCUGAAGAGAUCCGGAGAUCCACUAACCAGGAAAACACCUUCAAAGACCCCCAGUAAUGUGAUGCGUCCCUCAAUCAGGAAGUCUCCUGGUCGGCUGGGUGGAGGAGGAUCUAAGGAUGGUACUCCGGGCAGGAAAACUCCAGGAGACAGGUUUAUCCCGAACAGAAGUAACAUGGAUCUAGAAGCAGCACACUACAAGAUUAUGAAAGAGGGUGUACAUGAAAACGAGCAAGAAAUGAUGUCCCCCUCUAAACGAGAAUAUCAAAGGGUUUUACAGGAGAACUUAAAUAUCCAGGAUACCUCCACAACAAGGAUACUAGCUUACAAUACUAAGGCACCCAUUCCUUCUGAUGGAUACGCGAAUAAUAUGAAGGUUCUGUACAGUGCUUCUAAACCUAUAGAUUCGGCCAGGAAAACCACCCGUCAUAUACCACAGGAUGCCGAAAGGAUACUGGAUGCCCCGGAUCUCUUGAAUGAUUAUUACUUGAACCUGGUGGAUUGGAGUUGUAAUAAUCAUUUAGCAGUUGCUCUCGGAGCACAUGUAUAUAUUUGGAAUGCAAUCAGUGGAAGUAUAACACCCUUGCUCUCAAUGGAAGGAGAUGACUAUGUAUGCAGUGUAAGAUGGAUUGCUGAAGGAAACUAUUUGGCUGUAGGCAGCAGUUCUGGAGAGGUGCAGCUGUGGGAUGUAGAGCGAGCUAAGAGAAGCCGUGUAAUGACUGGGCAUAGCAGCCGUGUAUCUAGCCUGGCCUGGAACCAGUACAUUCUCUCCUCCGGGAGUAGGGACGGGUCUAUACUCCAUAGUGAUGUUAGAGUGGCAGAUUUUUUGGUCGGACGAUCAGAUGCACACACUCAGGAGGUUUGUGGCCUGGAAUGGUCUCCAGAUGGUAGGUUCCUGGCUAGCGGUGGGAACGAUAACCUCCUCUGUGUUUGGAGCUCAACAGCUGGAGACUGUCACGCCGGAUCUACUCCUCACCUGACCUUGACCCAGCACCAGGCAGCUGUACGAGCACUAGCCUGGUGUCCCUGGCAGCCGGGAGUACUCGCCAGUGGAGGAGGAACUAGUGAUAGAUGUAUCAAGAUUUGGAAUUGCCAGAACGGAACCAUGAUCAACAGUUUAGAUACUAAAUCACAGGUUUGCAGUUUGGUGUGGAAUACGGAGUAUAAAGAACUAGCAAGCAGUCAUGGAUAUCCUAGCAACGAAAUCAAUAUCUGGAAAUAUCCUUCAAUGACCAAGAUCGCCGAGCUGACAGGUCACACUGAAAGGGUUCUCCACCUCUGUUUAUCCCCGGACACAUCUACUCUACUAUCUGCUGGAGCUGAUGAAACAUUAAGAUUGUGGAAAUGUUUCCCAGUAAUCAAGAAGAAAGAAACCAAGGCCAAACAGGCAGUAUCAGGUCUACGGAUGAGUAUUCGAUAGUCCAUAGUCCUGUAAAAUCUGUAUUCCAGUUUAAAUUUUUUUAAUUUUUAAUUGAAUCCUUGAUAAAUUCUUGUGUUGCAAUAAUUUCUGCCUAAAUUUAAUAUUAUUAUAAAAAUGCUUGCUUCAAUGAAAAUAUUUUUUAUCAUUUUUAAAAAACAUUUCAACUUACUAGUUCAGAUUUUUAUGUAUUAAACGGUCAUGAUCUAAUUUUAUUUUUCUUAUCAAGCAUGGGUGUCACCCCCCAUCUCCCCCCCCCCCCCCCAAAAAAAAAUGUACGUUGUUUUUUGGAAUAAAAUAAAAGUGUAUUAAGAUGGAGAAGAAGGGGGUGUAUUUCGGGAAUUGAAUAUCUCUUUUAUGUGAUUUUAAGCCUAGAUUUUUGCGAUCUGUGUUAAUAUUAAUAUUAUUUUGUUUAAAAUUGUAAGGUUGUGUUCUACUUUUGUACAUGAUACGUACUAUUUUACUGUACAUAGAAAUACGUAAACCUUAUGUAAUAUAAAUCCCAGUAUGUUCAAUAAAGAAAAUAUAUAUUUUGUUCAAUA
Molecule: messenger RNA, 2137 nt
Organism: Eurytemora carolleeae
Lineage: Eukaryota; Metazoa; Arthropoda; Copepoda; Calanoida; Temoridae
Gene: fzy
Product: cell division cycle protein 20 homolog
Exons: 16
Coding region: 66-1598 (510 amino acids)
Biological process (GO): positive regulation of ubiquitin protein ligase activity; anaphase-promoting complex-dependent catabolic process; positive regulation of anaphase-promoting complex-dependent catabolic process
Cellular component (GO): anaphase-promoting complex
Molecular function (GO): protein binding; anaphase-promoting complex binding; ubiquitin ligase activator activity
Source: RefSeq, a predicted model, not a curated record